Molecule: messenger RNA, 222 nt
Organism: Durusdinium trenchii
Lineage: Eukaryota; Dinophyceae; Suessiales; Symbiodiniaceae
Source: the annotation of a GenBank genome assembly
GAACGCAUGGCAGGUCAAUAUCCUGCCCACUUGGAAAGGACCAUUUGCAUUACGUUGCCUUGGGAAGCCUAUUGGCGUGCAGAUCGUCGCUGUUGGCAUUGCUGGCAUGGGGGCGAGGCUGCCGACAUCACGGCAUAUAGUCAGCUUGAGCAUUCACAUUUCUUGGAGGGGAAAGUUCUGGAUGCUCUGACCGAACUGCGGCAGCCUUGGACCUUGAGCUGA